GGCAAAGAAACAUGUCUGCGUCCAUGCGGUAGACGUCCUCAGCGAGUUGACUCCGAACAAAGUGACAAUUUUGUCAAAAAGGAUGGAUCUAUUUAUUUAAAUUCUUUUGUGUUUGAUCAAUUGAAAAAAAAACUGUUAACAUGACCACAAUACGACUUCUUACAUGUGACGAUUUAUUCAAGUUCAACAAUGUAAACUUGGACCCUCUGACAGAGACUUAUGGUCUCCCAUUCUACAUGCAGUACAUGGCUCAUUGGCCAGAGUACUUUCAGGUGGCUGAGUCACCCAAUGGAGAAAUCAUGGGUUACAUUAUGGGUAAAUCUGAAGGGAGAGCAGAUAACUGGCAUGGCCAUGUGACAGCCCUCACAGUAGCACCAGAAUACAGAAGACUGGGGUUGGCAGAAAAACUGAUGAAUAUUUUGGAAGAUGUUUCAGAGAAAAAAAUGUGCUACUUCGUGGACCUGUUUGUGCGGGUGUCUAAUAAGGUAGCAGUUGGAAUGUAUGAAAAGCUGGGAUACAGUGUAUACAGGCAGGUUAUAGAGUAUUAUUCUGGAGAAGUGGAUGAAGACGCAUUUGACAUGAGGAAGGCACUGUCCAGAGAUGUCGAAAAGAAGUCAGUCAUUCCCAUUCCACAUCCUGUGCGUCCAGAAGAGCUUGACUGACCAUAGUCCCUAGUGAGCAGUGUUAAUAACUAACCUUACUUUGUAGUGGAAUUCUUUGAAUAUGACAAAUACAUGUAUUGCCAUUUUAUAUUUGACAAAUUAUUGGUAGAAUUAAGACGAUUAUGCUAGUGUUUGAAAAAUUAUUUUAUUUGAAAAAUUGCUGGACUGAUAAAUGCAAGUGAAGAAACAGUUUGUAACUUCCUGAAGCUGCCGUGCAUAACAUUGCGAACAAUGAAAUGUUUACUCAAGUUGUUUGCAUUGAGCAUAAGUCUAAUUUAUUGAAAGCUAUAUUUUUAAAUGUUGUUGCAAUUGUCCAAGUGACAUAGAUUAUACUGCAGUAGCCGUGUCUGGCCAACAAAUAGAUGAAAACAGCAGGCUAACUUGCCUUAUUACUUUCACCUUUGUAAAUAGCUUGAUUUGCAAGCUUGGUCAUUAUUUAUUUGGUGAAUAGAGUCCAAGGUGAGAAAACUUGGCAGUAAACACCAAGUAGCAGCUGACAGAAGGAAACAUCAAUCAUUCUAGGUAAUUUGGAGGCAAGUUACAAUGAAAUAUGGGCCUCAUUUCCUGGUGACUUUUUUCCACUUAGACUUUACUUAAACGAUUUUUUUAUCCAUUUGAAAGCAUACCUUUGCAACUUUGUUUAGUGUAAGUUUUGUGUAUGAAGUACCACUUUUGUGUUGUAUUCAAUUAGCAUGAUAGCAUGAUGUAAUAAAUUUAAAACAUUUUUGGACUUGGUAUUUAUCCAUUAGUGGAACGUUAAGUAAAUUUAGAAAUGUUUUGUGGUUAUGUUUGACUUGCUCACUAGGGAAAUUAACAUUUUUUUCUGAAACCCCAACCUAUUUCAAUAAAGUUGUUUUAGUAAAUCCUCUUU
This is a messenger RNA of Lingula anatina, 1533 nucleotides long. RefSeq names its product N-alpha-acetyltransferase 20-like. The record is from RefSeq and is a predicted model, not a curated record. Gene Ontology annotation, molecular function: protein-N-terminal amino-acid acetyltransferase activity. Lineage: Eukaryota; Metazoa; Brachiopoda; Lingulata; Lingulida; Lingulidae. Gene Ontology annotation, cellular component: NatB complex. Gene Ontology annotation, biological process: N-terminal peptidyl-methionine acetylation.